AUGUAUUUUGAUGGAGCCGCCAACAUGCAUGGAAAUGGGGUAGGAGCGAUAAUCGUUUCACCAGAAGGAAAACAAUUUCCAGUGGCUAUCAAAUUGGAAUUUGAUUAUACUAACAAUAUAGCAGAAUAUAAAGCUUGUGUUAAUGUUCUUCGAGCAGCUAUUACCCUUGGUAUACGAUGUUUGAAGGUAUUUGGUGAUUCAGUACGCAUUAUUCAUCAAGUAAUAGGAGAAUGGAGGACAAAAGAUGCAAAAUUGAUUCCCUAUCAAGAACUCUUAACAAAUUUGAUUAAGCAAUUUGAGGUUGUUAGCUUUCACCACUUGACUCGAGAUAAAAAUUGUUUCACUGAUGCUUUAGCCACUUUAGCAGCAAUAAUCCAACUUGAUUAUGGAGUCCAUGUCCAACCCAUUCAAGUAGAAGCUAGAAGCUUUCCAGCAUAUUGUCUGAAUGUUAAAGAAGAUCAAGAAGAAUAUCCUUGGUUCCAGGAUAUUAAGGACUAUAUCACUAAGAGAUCAUACCCAACCGGAAUGACAGAGAAUGAAAAGAAAACCCUUCGUUGUUUAGCUAUGACAUUCUUUGUAAAGAUGUUCUAUACAAGAGGGGUUAUGAUGGUACCUUACUUCGCUGUGUGUGGCUACUUUUGGCUAACAAUAGAGAAAGAUUGCUUUGAGCAUAUCAAGAAAUGCCACAAAUGUCAGAUCUAUGCUAAUAGGAUAAAUGCUCCUCCAAUCCCAUUACAUAAUUUGGUAUCACCCUGGCCAUUCUCAAUGUGGGGUAUUGACAUUAUUGAUCCAAUUAACCUAAAAGCUUUGAAUGGACAUCGCUUCAUUCUUGUCGCGAUUGAUUAUUUCACAAAAUGGGUAGAAGCAAAUUCAUUUGCUAGCAUCACACAAAAGACGUUCCUUAAAUUCAUGAAGACAAAUAUUUUAUGCCGAUAUGGGAUUCCUAAAAGGAUCAUUACUGAUAAUGGUCCCAAUCUCAAUGGAACGGAAGUCAAAAACUUUUACGAGAAGUUCCAAAUCAAGAAUCAUAAUUCAGCCCCAUAUAGACCUCAAAUGAAUGGAGCUGUUGAAGCAACCAAUAAAAAUAUUAAGAAGAUCAUUGGAAAAAUGACAGUAACUUAUAAGGAUGGGCACGAGAUGCUUCCCUAUGCUUUACAUGGUUAUCGUACUACUGCACGCACAUCCAUAGGGGUAACCCCAGACUCCCUUGUUUAUGGAAUGGAAACUGUUACACCCAUUGAGAUGGAAAUACCAUCCUAA
This is a messenger RNA of Prosopis cineraria, 1260 nucleotides long. RefSeq lists its product as uncharacterized. The transcript is spliced from 2 exons. NCBI's taxonomy places the organism in Eukaryota, Viridiplantae, Streptophyta, Magnoliopsida, Fabales, Fabaceae. Gene Ontology annotation, biological process: DNA integration. Gene Ontology annotation, molecular function: RNA-DNA hybrid ribonuclease activity; nucleic acid binding. The record is from RefSeq and is a predicted model, not a curated record. Bases 1 to 1260 code for a protein of 419 amino acids.